AUGAGAAGUCCACGAAUUGUGUUGUUAUCUCAAUUGAGACCAGAAUUAAUAAUAAAAGAAAAAACGUUAAAACUAGCUAAACAGUUAGCCGAUAAAUUUGCUGAUCGACUACCAUCGCCAUUUGGAAGAAGAACAACUUUACCGGUGUCAACUGCGUCGGCUGAACGAAGUUUUAUUCACUUAGCUCGUAUAAAAUCAUAUGCAAGAUCGACAAUGAAGGAAGGGCGACUGAAUGGACUUGCUGCUGCUUAUAUACAUAAAGACAUUGAUAUUGAUCCACAAGAAAUAUUAACUUGUUAUAUACAAAAACAUUCGCGACGUUUAGACUUUGGCUUUUAG
Molecule: messenger RNA, 339 nt
Organism: Didymodactylos carnosus
Lineage: Eukaryota; Metazoa; Rotifera; Eurotatoria; Philodinida; Philodinidae
Source: the annotation of a GenBank genome assembly